AUGCUAGGCUAUAGCCCCUACUCAUACCCGUUUGUAUCAUUUAUAAUCGCGCUGUGGUACUACCCUUAGGCGAGUGUCGCCGACUGAUAUGCAGGCAGGUUGAACGGGACGGUACUUCCCCGAUAGCUGUCCAAUACGCAUCACCGAAAUGCGGAAGGCAAGGGGACGGCGGCGUUCCUUCAAUUAUUUGAAAAAAUUAGAAAACAUCCUAAGUAGAAUUAUUUUUAUGUUUAGGUGUUUUUGCUUUUCCCACCUUCCCCAACCCAAUCUUAUCUGGUCCGCUCAGGCGAUCGUCAAAUAGCAGCUGGAUUACUGUCCACUUCAGCAGCUCGAAGUAUCGAUUAAGUUAUGCGUCAUGGCCAAAACUUCAGUGGCCCGUAUGGCCAUAUGACUGCCACCGACAAAUAAUAAAAUAUGUCAUCGAAACACAUGCGUGUUUUUACAAUAUAUAAUUUGUGACAUUUGCCGUGCUACGCCCGCGCGCUUGCGUGUCCGCGCGCCACGCACGCGGUGCGCAGUUCCGCAGUUCCCUUCCGCUGGUCGCUUUUGUGGUCGGCAGCAAGCGGCGCACUGGCGCCCCACUGUGGAACGCGCCCGCCGCGCGAACGUCUGCUGAGUAAACAUCCAUGUGGCAGUGAAGUUCGAUCAAGUCUGCUAUGGCAGUAAUGGAUUCCUCGAUGUGACAAAAAUGGAAAACAAAUCCCAUUGUAUUCAAAGUGUACUUAUUUUCCGUGUGUUUUGUGUAGAAAAAUAACGGUACUAUAUGUCAACCAUCAACGAAUAUGCCAACAAAAGUGUCCAAAAAGGUUGCAGGCAUGAUAAUAAGAAGUAGGAAGACCAUACUAAAGGACGGAGUAAUGACGACCUCGGGGAUCGGGGAACCAAGCGUUUACCACGCCUUGGUUGUUAUUUUCCUGGAGUUCUUUGCAUGGGGACUUCUUACUAUGCCUGUUAUUUCGGUGCUUAAGGAGACUUUCCCUGAGCACACCUUCUUGAUGAAUGGGCUCAUCAUGGGCAUAAAGGGUAUCUUAUCCUUUCUGAGUGCACCACUGAUAGGAGCUUUAUCAGAUGUGUGGGGACGCAAAUUCUUUCUACUUGUCACUGUGUUUUUCACGUGUGCACCUAUACCUUUAAUGUCUAUUAAUCAUUGGUGGUUUUUCGCCAUGAUCAGCAUCUCUGGAGUUUUUGCAGUUACCUUCUCCGUUGUUUUUGCCUAUGUUGCGGAUGUCACUGAGGAAAAUGAGCGUAGUUUGGCUUAUGGUUUGGUAUCAGCUACAUUUGCUGCAAGCCUGGUCAUCAGCCCUGCCCUUGGUGCAUAUAUGAUGAAUGCAUACAGUGAAAAUCUUGUUGUUGCUGUUGCCACUGCAAUUGCAUUGCUCGACGUAUUUAUCAUUCUUGUGGCUGUGCCAGAAUCCUUACCUGAGAAAGUCCGACCGUCUUCUUGGGGAGCACCAAUAUCAUGGGAACAAGCUGACCCUUUUGCUGCAUUGCGUAAAGUUGGAAAGGAUCAUACAAUUCUUAUGUUGUGCACUACUGUCUUUUUGUCCUAUCUUCCUGAAGCUGGACAGUACUCCUGCAUUUUUGUGUAUCUGAAAUUGGUUAUGGAUUUCAAUGAAGUGAUGGUUGCUGUGUUCAUUGCUACCAUUGGCUUGUUGUCUGUUGGCGCUCAAAUGAUUUUAGGAAUUCUUAUGAAACAAUUUGGUUCUAAGCACACGAUUAUGGUUGGUCUUCUCUUUGAAAUGCUUCAACUCAUGUGGUUUGGGUUUGGCUCUCAAAUGUGGAUGAUGUGGGCUGCUGGUGUACUAGCCUCUGUUUCAAGUAUUACUUACCCUGCUAUCAGUGCAUUUGUUUCAAUGCAUUCUGAUGCUGACAACCAAGGGCUGGCUCAAGGAAUGGUGACAGGAAUGAGAGGCCUGUGUAAUGGUCUUGGCCCAGCAAUGUUUGGUGUAAUAUUUUAUCUCUUUCACGUUGAUCUGAACGAUGAUGGGAAAGCUCGCGAUGACUCAAGAUCCACUCACAUUAUUGAUAAUGCUACAACUGGACAUGCCGACAGUUUCCCACAGGAGCCUGUUUGGGCUAUUAUUAGCCAGUUGAUUCCUGGUCCACCAUUUGUCUUUGGAGCCCUACUGGUUAUCUGUGCACUGUUAGUAGCGGCUUUCAUACCCGAAGGAGCUGGGGUGACAAAUAAUUUCCGUUCUGGUUCGCGUAGGCAAUCAGGUCUGUCCAUGGAAGUACAUUAUGAGGUGGAACGCAGCAAGAAACAUGAUGGUCUUAGCCCACUCUCGCCACUUGUUGAUGAUUCAGCUAUUCUAUAGAUUUGUGCCAAGAUUUGUGUUUACUUGUCCAAGAAUGAAAUUUUAAUGGCAAAUACCCAGAAAUUGUUAGGGUGAUGCCUUCUAAACUAUUUUGCCCAGCAUCCAUGAUCAUUGUUAAGAGCCAAGAAUUCAGGUCUGAUCUAUCUUCAUACCUACUUGCUGAAACGAGGAAAUAUUGACUAGUCUUUCUGACUUAAGCAGAAUUCAGUAAAGAAAAUGUUAGGUUUUAAUAUUAUGAUUUAAUGUUUUGAUGUACCAUAGUAAAUUUACAAGAAUACAAAGUUCUAAAUGUGUGUGUGAGUAGGACCUUUGCAUUAUUCAUUCAUUCAUACUUCCAUGUCUAUUCUGAUUCAAGUCAGUGUCCUGUUCCCAUACAAAUUGCAAUGGAACUCAAAAUACUAGUUACUCUUAUGAGAGGUUUAUUCAUUCAUUCAUUAAUAUUAAGGUGCAAGGCAAACCACUGAUAAGUUUUGUCAUGCAAAGAAUGUGAUACCGAUAUCUAUUCUCUGUUGCACUGAUUGAAGUGAACCAUUCCACUCAUCUUCAUAAUUUUCUUUUAUUUGUCUGAGUUUGAAGUUAAACUUUACUUAAUAAUUGUAUUUAUCAGUCAUCAUUACAAAAUUCAUCACUUUGGUUGAUUCCUGCUAGCUAUUUACACUGACCAACAUGUUUGUUUUACCACUUCUGGUCAGUUUCAUAAUUUGGUGCUCAAUGUUUGAGAUAGUAUAAGAGCUGUGUGUGUAUAUGCAUAAAUAUUAAGUCAUUUAUGCACAAGGAAAGAUACAAAAGCUUCUUGCCAUUGCUAGAAGAAAUCCGGUGCUUUGAACUCGUGGCUGAUCUCCGUCCUGCUGCGUGUUUGAGGUUUUACCUUGUUUGUGCCUUUCAUCAUUGAGCAUUGUUAGUUUUUUGGGUGGAUUGGUACUCUGUAAUCUAAAUGACCUCACACUUGCAAUGUGAGUCAGCUAUUGUGUGAAUGGAAAAAUGUGUUGAGCAUAUUUGAUGUAAUCUAUAAUCUGUUAAAAGGUUGGUCUGUGAUUUGAUUUGUCUUAUGAUUUAGUGUCUAAUUUAAUGUAAAGCUUAUUUAAUUCUUUAGAGGAAACAAGAAAGGGAACCCAAUCUUAAAUUGGAUGCCCUCUAUUGCAUUAUUCCUGUUUGUUGAUAUUUUAAUUCUCCUGUCAUAAGUUAUACCUCGUUCUAGUUAUCUACCUUCUAUGUAUGGGAAUGAUAAAAAAAAUCAUAAAUUUAACCAUUUUAGAUCAGAAAGUUGCUUGGGUGAACACUAGUUGUUAUCCAAAGUGUCAUACUGUUAUGAAUUUGAUGUAUGUAGUGUGCAUCUAGACUGUCUGAAGUAUGGAAAAAACAAAAAAACACAUGUGGCUGAGACUUCAGCAAAUUAAUUAAUUAAUCUGUAGAGAUGUUUGUGGUGUCUUUCCUACCUGUUAUUUGCCAUUUCAUUGUUCAUAUUGUUUCUUUCAAUGGGGUUGUAUUUUUCAGAUUACUUACAAUUACCAAGGAUGGCUUUUAUUAUGUUGCCCUGUUUUACACAUACAUUGUUUACAUGGCUAUUAUUUAAAUCAUGUUUAUUUUGACUGAAGCUGAGAGUGUUCAGAGGUGUGUUUGGUGUUUCUGUUAGUGUUACAUUAUACAAUGCUGUCAACUACCGAGCAGACUGAUUGCCUUACUCAACUUUGCAUUAUUAUUAUUAUUGUUGUUUGCUUGUUGGUCGAUGAUCUCUUGCCAUCAGCCAACCGAAGUUAAUUUCCUUUUCCAAUUUAACAAUGUUUUAUGUUUGUGCUCCAUGGCCCAUUAAAUCCUGGUACUGUUCAGCAAAACACUGCAUGAGUAUUUGAUUUUUUUAAAGUCUCAAAAAAUAUUAGCUUUUAUUCUUGAUAAUAGUUGUGCAGCUAGUUGAUUUUUGUGCAUGUCUAAUUUAACUACAGUAUGUAGCUGUUUAUUUUUCUCGGCGGGUGUGUGAGGUUGAUUCGGAAGGAAAUGUUCCUUUAUCUUUAUGAGGGUAUGUCUACAUGCAUGAGAACUUUUCCUUCCUCUUGACCCCCAAGUUACAAUUUUAAGAUCAGUGCAGUUGUUUGCUCUCUACUUUUUUCCAAUUAGAAAAGCAAGUGCUGUUUCAUCAAGGGACCACAUCACUAGAGUUAUGGUUUUUACUGUACUUCAUCCGUAUAUUGUUUUAUUCAUCUUGACUGGAAUAUGGCAUAGUAAACUUGUUGCAUUAUAUUCCAAAACCUGGAACUGGUCUCCUUUGAGUUCCCAUGCAUGUAUUGUUUUCAGUAUGGACCUUUGCAAGUUGCUGUAAAAUUUAGAUUCAUUAUUUGUAUUUGUUGUGAUUUGUGAAGUUUUUUGAUUUUGAAAAUUUUCUUGAUGUUUGUUUAAACUCCGUUUUUUUUUUUUUUUUUUUUUUAAUUGUAUUAACGCAGGGGGAGGCAGUUCACUGACUGAAAUAAUCUAAGAUUUCUUUUUAUUCCUUUGUGACUCCCAUUUGUGUUUGUAUCAAAUUUUACUUUAUGAUGCAAAUUUUAUACAUUACUGUGUUAUUAAGAGCAAACUAUUAAACGUUUGUUGAAAUCUUCUAUGCCAAAGAGUGGUCAAUGUAUGGAAACAGCUGCUUGAGGUAAAUGAGCAACUAUUUCUCAAAAGAUGCAAUAUUUUAUCUAAUUUUGUUUUCUUAAAAAUCUUCAACAUUGCAAAGCAGGGCUUGAACCAAAUACAUAUUUCCAACGUAUUCUACUUACUUUGAGACCACUAAACAACUUCAUGUUGCUGCUUUCAGAUUACUUGUGAUUCAAAUUUUAUGAGCAACCAUUGUUCACUUGUUGAUUGUGAAGGCAUGCAUCACAUUUGGAAGUUAUGAAGUUAGGUAGUCUUUAUUUAAACAGUUUUCCUUUACUUUCUUGUUUUCCUCUUUUACCCCAGGUUGAAAGUUAGUGUUUUAUGGGCCUUUAAUGUCAGUCACUUAGCAGUUUAGGCUCUCUACAGAGCUUCUGCCUGACUCAAUUCAACACUAAAUACUGAAAACCUGCAUUCCUGCAUUCAUGCUGGUGUUUACCCUCUUAUUUUGCCAAUAAGGUCACUUCUAAAAUACUUGCAUUACUUACAAAUUUUUGUUCCCAGUGCUAGAAACCUCUUUAUGUCUGUGUUUGAUCUGUACUGCCCUUUCUCUUGUAGUGUCUACCUAAAUUUAAACAUUCUAUUUUCUACAUCCACUGUUGUGAAAGUGUUUGUGUAAACAAGUGAUGAUAUACUUAGUUUUUUUUUUUUUUGAAAAGCGUAAUGUUUCAAAGAAUACUGUUUCUUUUAUUAGAGAUAAGAAUAAUGAGUGUUUUUCAGUGGUGGUAACAGAGCAAGUGCAGCAAUUUGACUUAGUAUUUUUUUCCCCCCUGUUUUCUUUUGUUUUUUUGUUUUACCUUUCACCUAGAGAUGUAAUCGUUGAGAAUUUGUUAACAAGCCUCUCUUCUGUUCCUGAAAUCCACGCUUGUUUGUUUUGUUUGUUAGAAAGAAGUAAAUUGGGUCAUUUUGUUUUUAAAUCUAACUGCACUACUUGUUGAUUUUCCAUAUUUUUUUGCUUGUAUUCUUUCUGGACUCGCACAAACUUCUUUUAUGUGAAUUUGUCUGAAGUGGAGUUUCAUUAAUUCUUUUUUUUUUAUCUCAGUGUUGUCUGCUUAAAAUAGACAUAUGUUUUUUGAAAAUAAAGUAAUUUAGUACCAAAUGAUAGAAAAGAGAUUUCCCGUCUUUUUUCUCUAGAUGGGCUGACCUUUUUGCUGUGGCAUUACUUUGGACCAUACACUUUUCAAAUGACAGAAGUUUUGUUGUCUCCUUAUCUUAUGUCUUUCUCUAUCUUCUAUGGCCUGCAAUAUUUUCUUUCUUUCAGGAAUAUUGCCUUCAUUAAGCUUAUUUUUCUACAUUAUAAAAAUUAUUAGUUGAAGGAUGGAUGAAUUUAACGUCUCCCGCUCCAUCCUUUCCCUUGUGCUCUCCUUUUCUGUCUCUGAACCAGCUGAUCCCUUUAUUUGGUUUCAGAUUCAUGCAGACAAAUAUAUAGUCAUCUAGAUUGACAUUAUAGAAAGUUGAGAAAUGUGAUAGCUGACUUAGGUUAUUUGCCUCUACCAGUGGUUGUUCACUCGAGACAACGGGCAGUAGAUCUAGAUAUGGUAUUUCCUGUUUCUAACUAUGUCCUGUAAUUAUUUUUAUGUACUAUCCAUGCGGCUCAUAUUUUACAUAUUUGUCAAUUCACUGUCCUUCAGGUUUGCUUCUAUAUUAGUAGGGGGUCUUUUCUUUUUGUUUCUUUAUCUUUCUUUUUUAUUUUAAGGAUAUAAGGGCUGAUGCAUUUCUAUGGGUGCAGAUGAGGAACAUUGUUCUUCUUUUAUCAUUAUACAUAAGUGUAAGACAUAUGUUGUUUCACCAGUUUUCCUUUCUGUUUUGUUGUAUCAACAUAUUAAUCUGUAGUAAUUGUGGUUGCACUUUGUAAUUUUGAUCUUUUUAAGAGUAAAAUGUAAUUUAUUUAUGGCAGUUUUACUGACUUUAUUGUAAUCUAGGUUAUACUGCUGUACAUCAGUGCAUGAAUCAAUUUUAAAUGAGCAUGAUGUGCAUACUAAUAAUCACUGCCACAGCAAUUAAACAAAAAUGCUAGGCUUGAUUAACAUGUGCACAAUCAUAUCUCACAGCUUUGUUGUGAUAGUAUUAUUUUCUUUAAAUCUGAAAAGUAUUUGUUUUCUGUUUCAUCUGAUUAUUUUUACAAUUGUUACUGUGACAAAAGUAGAAACCUAUGAGUAGAAACUACCAUUGCAUUUAAUGGCAGAAAAAGAAAGGAAAACAAUAUGUGCAAAAGUUGAUCAGGGUUAGGGAAGCUCUUUUGUAUUUUUCAGUCCUUUGUAAACAUAUUUUUCUGCCACUGUACAAAGUACAUAAUGUUGCUGUGAACUGUAGUGUUGAUUUGUGACGAGAGUAAAGACACUUUAUUUGUGA
Molecule: messenger RNA, 7292 nt
Organism: Frankliniella occidentalis (western flower thrips)
Lineage: Eukaryota; Metazoa; Arthropoda; Insecta; Thysanoptera; Thripidae
Product: hippocampus abundant transcript 1 protein
Exons: 13
Coding region: 783-2315 (510 amino acids)
Biological process (GO): transmembrane transport
Cellular component (GO): membrane
Molecular function (GO): transmembrane transporter activity
Source: RefSeq, a predicted model, not a curated record